UCAGGAUCGUGUGCUCUUGUCACUAAGGAAACGGCCCCUUGCGUCUACUCUGAUAAUACUGUGAAUGGAACCCGAAUGUAGAAGCGAAUGCUUGCGUUUCACUUCCGAUGUGCUCGUCUUCCUCAUGAUGUAAUGCUGUCGCCAUGCCUCUGUUAGUAUGCCUUCGUUCUAUAGACAGAGAGAGUCUCUGAGGACCGGAAGGCCAACUCGGCAAGGGCACGGUCGUGAUUCUACGAGCUAUCACCACGCUGCAGUGGUAGAAGUCGGAGCCAUGGUGCUCCAGAAUAUGUUCAGUGCGCUUUCAUUCCUGCACUACAGAAAAGAUGACGAUUUUGUCGAUAGGUUAUCCUAUUUCUAUACAUCGUCAUUUCUCAUUAUGAUGGCUGUUCUUGUUAGCUUCAAGCAGUUUGGCGGACGACCGUUGGAAUGUUGGGUUCCGGCACAAUUCACCGCUAGCUGGGAAGCCUAUACGGAAAUGUACUGUUGGGCGCAGAACACUUACUGGGUUCCUAUUGAACAGGACAUCCCAGUGGAUAUCUCUGAGCGGGAAUAUCGCCAAAUAUCCUACUACCAAUGGGUUCCGUUCUUUCUCUUGAUACAAGCCUUCCUCUACUAUAUUCCGUGCCUUAUGUGGAGACUUAUGAGUGAUAAGUCAGGUAUACGACUCAACGACAUCGUCCAGAUGGCAACUGAGAAGGAAAAUAUCGAACCCGAUUAUCGGAUUCGUACUAUUGAGUCGCUAUCGAGGCACAUCGAGUCGGCGUUGAGAUAUCAACACACUGCCACUUCAAGAACUCAGUACACUUUGCACAGAGUGUUCAAAUGUUUCAAUAUGCGUUACUAUGAGAGUUACGUCACCGGCAUGUACCUAGCAACGAAGAUUAUGUAUGUGGGAAACAUUCUCACAAAUCUCGUGCUCGUUAACAAAUUCCUGGAGACGGACGAUUACUCUAUAUAUGGCCUCGGAGUGCUGAGGGAUCUCCUCUUCGGUAGGACGUGGAUGGAGAGUGGAAAUUUUCCCCGAGUGACGCUGUGCGACUUCGAGGUCCGAGUGUUGGGGAAUAACCAACGGCAUUCUGUGCAAUGCGUUUUAGUUAUUAAUAUUUUCAACGAGAAAAUUUUUAUCCUCAUUUGGCUGUGGUUCACUUUGCUUUUCAUCGCCUCAACACUCGAUAUGCUUUACUGGUUUAGCAUAUCGAUGUUUCAUAGGGAUCGCUUUCGAUUUGUUCUACGGCAUUUGGAACUCACAUCCGAUCCAGACAAACCUGAGCUUUUUCGAAAAGAAAAGCGGAAGCAGGUUGAACACUUCCUGCGUACAUACCUCAAGGUUGAUGGUGUGCUGGUACUGCGGAUGAUAGCGUUACACGCUGGGGUGAUGUUUUGUACAGAAAUCACUGACGCGUUAUGGAAACGCUAUCUUUCCCAGCAUCCCGAGAAUUUGAUAGAUGAGGAUUCUAGUCUGAUCACUUUCGCGAGAGCGCAGUCGAUCAGGCGGAAACGGCUUAACGAUGGAAGUGGGGGAGGUCCUGAGGGACAAAACCAUCAGCGACUCGGACGGAUACUCUCGCACAGGAGUACGGGCGGUAGCUUUCGCCUCAAUCGCACACAGUCGACGAACCGCUCUCUCAACGAAGGCAAAACGACUCCUACUCAAUCUACUCCUCAAGCGUCCACAACGAGCUUUUCUAAGGUCAAGCCUCGCCGUACCGUCGUUACCAUAACGCCUAACACAGAGCUGAUCGAGCCGAAUGGAGGCGACACAAUUCAGGAGGCUAGCAAGCGGGAAGGCGUCCCACUUGCCGUCUGACAACUACCAUUUAUCGCUUAGAUUACUGCCUCAUUUAUGGAUCUCUAUUAGGCAUUGUACGAAAUUCCACUACUCAUUGCUACGGGUUUCCAACGUUUUCGUCCCAGAUAGCUUUUAUUAAAUCACAUAUUGAAGUCCCAGUUUAUGCAACAUUGUCUACACGUACGAUAAUGAAAUCACUUUCAAUGAAAGCUCAGGCUUGAUUGUCGAAUUUCUAUUUUGAACCAAGAAAUGAUGGCCUUAUGAUCAUGCCGAUAUACUAUUGAUAGAUUCUCUCCAACCCCUUGCCUCAUGCACUUCGCAAGAAUUGAUUUCGCUGAUGCAAAUCGGUCCCUUAAAAUCAAGAUUUGGUGCCAAUAAUGUCAUGAUUUCAUUCUCGCUAACAAUCUCUACAGCUUCCACUGCAAGAGG
Molecule: messenger RNA, 2218 nt
Organism: Cylicocyclus nassatus
Lineage: Eukaryota; Metazoa; Nematoda; Chromadorea; Rhabditida; Strongylidae
Source: the annotation of a GenBank genome assembly